Molecule: messenger RNA, 1643 nt
Organism: Durio zibethinus
Lineage: Eukaryota; Viridiplantae; Streptophyta; Magnoliopsida; Malvales; Malvaceae
Product: medium-chain-alcohol O-fatty-acyltransferase-like
Biological process (GO): triglyceride biosynthetic process
Cellular component (GO): plasma membrane
Molecular function (GO): diacylglycerol O-acyltransferase activity
Source: RefSeq, a predicted model, not a curated record
UCAUUAAGAACAUUAAAACAAAAAAAAAAGUCAUCGGGAAGCAAAGAGAAUAAGAGUGGCCGAAGAACAGCCGAAGAAGAGCCAUUAAGCCCGUCAGCUCGUUUGUUUCACGAACCAAACUUCAACGUGUAUAUUAUAGCCAUCAUGCGUUGCAAUACUAGAAUUUACCCAGAUGUUGUCAAAGCCAAUUUGGGCCAUACUUUGCUUAGACACCCACGUUUCUCUAGUUUGCAGGUGGCGGACGAGACGGGAUAAAUGAAAUGGGUUCCAACAGAGGUGGAUUUGGAAAGGCAUGUUAUUGUUCCAGAGCUGGACCCAAACAUGGACUCACCAGACAAAUUCCUUGAAGAUUACAUCUAUAUCCUAAGCAAAACGACCAUUGACAAAUCGCAGCCUCUUUGGGAUCUGCAUCUGCUCAAUUUAAGAACCCUACAAUCCGAGGCAGUAAGCGUUUUCAGGAUCCAUCACUCCCUUGGCGAUGGCACUUCUCUAAUGUCUCUUCUACUCGCUUGCACUCGCCAAAUGAAUGAUCCUCUGGCUUUGCCUACCAUUCCAAUCAGGAACAAGCAAGAGAAGAAGAAUGAUCACAGAGGGCUUUGGAGAAUUAUGUUCAUGUUUUGGUCUAUUUUUCAGGUGUUUUGGAAUACUGUGGUUGAUGUCUUCACGUUUAUUGCUACCGCAAUGUUCUUGAAAGAUACUGAAAAUCCUCUCAAGGGUCCGCCAGGAACUGAGUUCACUCCUCGGCGAAUUGUUUACAGGACAGUUAGCUUGGAUGAUAUCAAGUUGGUGAAGAAUGUAAUGAACACUACGAUAAACGAUGUUGCUUUGGGGAUUACACAGGCUGGUUUGUCCCGCUAUAUCAACAGAAUAUUUGGCGGAAAUCUUCCAAAGAAUAUUCGCCUCCGAUCAACUCUGCUCAUCAACAUACGACCAUCUGCAGGAAUCCAGGCUUUAGCAGAUAUGAUGGAGAAGGAUGCUGAAGCAAAGUGGGGCAACUGGAUUGGUUUUGUUCUCCUCCCCUUCACCAUUGCAAUACGGAGUGAUCCAUUAGAUUAUGUUUAUGAUGCGAAGGCCACAAUUGACAGAAAGAAACACUCCCUUGAAGCUAUAUACACUUUCACCAUUGCUGAGUUAGCUCUCAAACUUUUUGGUAUCAAGGCGGCAAGUGCUCUGUCCCACAGAAUUUUGUCUUACACAACAAUGUGCUUCUCGAAUCUGGUUGGACCCGUGGAGGAAAUUAGUUUUUAUGGUCAUCCCAUGGCUUUCCUUGCUCCUAGUUCUUAUGGUCAACCUCAUGCAUUAAUGAUCAACUUCCAGAGUUAUAUAGACAAGAUGACCAUUGUUCUACCGGUGGAUAACGGAACUAUACCGAACCCUCACCAGCUAUGCGAUGACAUCGUGGAAUCACUCGAGCUCAUCAAGGAUGCAGUACUGACUAGGGGGCUUGCCUAGGAAAAAGAAAAACACCACGCCCUUUCUGUAAACUGCAAUCAGUUUCAGGAUUAGUAUUGACAAAGUUUCUAAAUCCAAAAGCUUCCAUGAUGUUUCAGGAUUAGCAGUAAUAAAGUUUCUAUAUUGUUGAUGCUGUGUUCUUCAUGAUGCUUUAAUCUUUAUAAAAUUGGACUUAUUUAGCAAAAUUUUUA